AAAGAUAGGAUGGGGAGCAGGGGGUAUACGUUAAGCAGCAAAUCUUUCAACCCCCCUAGUCCCAUCAGCCAGGUGGACUUUUUUUUGUUUUUCCUUUAAUGGCCAGAGGGCAGGCCUGGUGGCUCUACAGCCCAGUCCUCCUGCUCCUCAGGAGGUGGGGACCUCGCCUGAUAGUCGGAUUCCAUUGAAGUCUCUCUGGCUCACCCUCCUCUCUCCACCCCUGCUUGAUUCUGUCACUUUAAGUCCAGCCCCUGAGAGAUAGCCAAUAGGAGCCAAACCAUACAUCAGUCUCCCAGUCUUAAAGCUACAGUAGGGUUAGUAGGCUCCAAGUCUCGGGUCCCCAAGCCUCCUCCACGGCUUCCCAUCCCCUCUGCCCGCUCGGAGUGUGUGCAGGAGUGGGAGCACUGGGCUGUGCGCGCACGACUCUGCCUCCCUCUCGCCCCGUCACAGCGCUUCCUCCCGUUCUGCCUUCUCCCGCUCACUGUGCCCCGGCCCGGACUCACACCUCGCCUGUGCCCUUCACUUGCUCGUCCGCGUGAUUUCCCCGUCGUCUUUCUCUACCAACUGGGAAUGCUAAAACGGGCCUGAUGGACGUGUCAGAACUCUGCAUCCCGGACCCCCUCGGCUACCACAACCAAUCAUGAGCUUCUAGCGUAUAAUCUUGGUUCUGUGUCACCAGGGCCUAGAACACCACCUGGCACAGGGUUACUCAUCAGCAGUGAUCCAUCCCCUCAUUGUUGUAAAGAUGAAAAAUUGAACAACAUAAAGUGCUUAAAGCAGAAACUGCUACACAGUCCUGCUGGCCCCAGCUCACUCUGGCUCCUGGAGGCAGUCUUUGCACUGGCAGUGACCUGGAAGUUGCUUCAGGCUCAGACCUUUGGCAACAGGAGGCCCGGCCCAGUGACUCUCAGCUCCUGGCCAGCCCAGCCAACUUCCUGCGCGGGUCCCCCAGAGCUCUCAGUAAGCAAAGAGCAGAAGGGGCACCCAGGUCCUGCUGUUGCUGCUGCUGCUAAUUCAGGAUGCCCAUGGAGGAGAGACAUGCUUGGAGCCUGCAUUCCCAGACUCAAGUAACACUUCCAUGUAGAAGGUCCUAUCCCCACUUUACAGAGGAGGAAUCUGAGGUCCAGAGGGGUUGAGUGACUUGCCCAGGAUGACACAGUGGAUCCACUUAAAGAGCCAGAUGCAAAUCCAAGUCUGCCUGAAAUAUCUCAGAACCCCAAUGGGCCUAGAGAACCGCCCAUUUCUCUCACAGAUCCUGUGGUCCCAGACCAACCCUCCUGACACUUUUCUGGGCACAUGAAUGUGGUCCCAAGCUGACCCUGGGCUCAGGAAGGGGGAGCACAGCCGCUGAGAAGGGCAUGUGGCUCAUGAGGCUGCUACCAGGUCCUCUUCCCAGGACAGCUGUGCAGAGGGCCAGGGCACCUGGAAAUGGGGAUGUCAGUGCCUGUGAGUGCUGGGCUGAGGGGCGCGCCUCCCCUUGCCAAACAGGAAAGAGGAGUGAUGCACAGUCCCCUCUCCACCCCCUGCUGCUCCCUGGUCAGCUGCCCCGAAUGGCACUGGCCCUUGUGGAGAUGAGCUGCUUGAGAGUGGUCGGGGUGUUUGAGCUGGAACUCAGGGCCUGUGGUCAGCCCCUCGGAGGGCCGCUGUGCAGGUCUGUGGGGCAGGGAAGUGCUGGAGGUCAGCUUCCCGCACGUGGCCUUCGGGACACGGUGAAGAUGGAGGUCUGCUCUGGUCUGUGUGGUGCUGGGGCCCGUAUCUAGCAGGCCUGGGGUGGGGCUUGAGGUUUUCUCUCGCUUGUGCUCCCUGAUUCCCCAAGCUUCACACCUAACCAGCAGGGCAGUCCUAGGAGGAGACCCUGUUGGCUUGACUUGGGACAGCGUUAGGGGCUCUGACCUCCCCUCGCUAGGGGCAGGCACCCCUCAGCAAAAAGGCUCUCUUUGCCCUGGGAAGGUGUUCCCAAUGGCUCCACUAGACACCCCAUGUGUGGUCGUGGUCAUCAGCCCUACUCACCCCCUCCAGCCCUCACAACCUCCUCAGUCUUGACUCUGCCAGGCACUUUCCUGUGGUAAUAGUAAUAAAAAAUACUCGUAGUUACACGUGGUCCGGCAAUGGAUCAUUUUCGAGGUCUGUAAAUGUAGUUUUCUAGAAAAGUUUACAUUUUAUGACAUCUCGACAUGGCAUGAGAUGUCUUUUUUGCAAAGGAAAAAGUUACAUGGUAUCAGAGCAGUCCAAGAACGCAGGGACCCUUGGCAGCCAAGCCAUGCCCACGGGGAGCACGGGGGUCAGGCCAGGAGGUGGGUCCCCUGGGCACUGCCCAUGCCGAGGGUGUGGCUGUGUGUGGGCAGCUGCAGUCUCUAGAGAGGCUCAAGCCAGGGUCUCCAUAGCUGCAGUCUUCUCAGGGGCAACACUUAGAUUCCAACUUAUGCCUUGAUAUUAGCUCUCGGCAACACAGGUGAGGCCAGAGAUUGUAGCCAUGACAGGUCAACCUGGCCCCUGCAGGCUGACAGAAUCUCUGAUUCCGUAGCUCUUUGCUUUUUCUCCAUCAUACUCUUUUCCUAGCCCUGUAUUUCUGCCUCUGUCACCCUAGGCCUGUGUCCCUGCAUUUUUCUCUUCCUGCUGAUAAUGACAACAGUAAUCAUUGCUAACAUCUGCAGAAUGCCUACUAUGAGCCAGGAACUGUGCAAAGUGCUUCUUGCGGCUACUCACACCUUUUGCCUCCUCUCUGCACACCUUCUGUUCUAAAGACACACGCCUGGAGACCCCCAAGGGUGGACUUUCUACUUUCCAGUGGGAGAAGGUGGGAUGUGGGGGCUGGGGAAGACCUGAGGCUUAUCCGCAUCUGAGCCCCCAUUCUACCGAUGGGAGAACUGAGGCCCUGAGUGGAUGAGGACCUGCUCUGCACAGUCCUGCAGCUCAUGUGCAGAUUGAAGCCCAGGCCCCAGCCUCUUGACCCCACCCAGCACUUUGCAGCACGCUGCCUGUCUUUCUGGAUGUAAAUCCUGUUUACAAUCAGCUUCAGUAGGGGCCCCAUGGCCUUGUGGUUGUGAGGACUUGAACUGUGAGCCUCAGUGCUGAGUAAUGCAGAUCCCAAACCCUACGUUCCACUGUCGCAUUGGCCCCAGGCCAAGCCAGGCAACAAGACUGCGGGAGCCGGACAGAACCAGAGGAGGGCUGGACAGACUGACGCAAACAAUUCCAAUUUCAACAAAUAAAUAAAUAAAUCAAAGAAUUGAAAGAGUUUCAAUAGAUGGAAACUGGUAGGCUGAAAGAUGAGCUGAUCUUCCUGGCAAGGUGGCCUCCUCCUCCGCAUGGUUCCUCUGCCAUCGUCCCCCGACGCAGGCCUGACCCUCUUCACGCUGCUCUCCCUGGGCCAUCUCUUUAGCCUUGCCCACUGCUCUUGGUGCCUAAAAUGAAGACACAGUAAGGAGCUCCUCCCCCAGUGAGUGUGUGGAGGGGACAACAGGAGAUAUGAGCUUCGUGACAAUAAAGAUUACGUACUCUGACUCACGUUGGCUUUCCUACUGCCUCACCCCAAGGCUGGCACGAAAAUAGGAAAGCAUUGCCCCGCUACCAGCCCUGUGGGUAUUUCCAGGCAACAUCCUGGCUAUUGCAGCCCAUGUCCAAGCUUUGGAAACUUCUGGAAGGAGACACAAAAAGCUGUCAUUUGAGUCACCACCUCUGGGGCAUCUGCUUGAGAAUCCUGGAACUGGGAGAGAUUGUUACUUUUGACUUUACCCUUUUGAUCAUAUAGGGCCUUUGGAUUCAAGGUCACAGGUAGACUCACGACUCCAGAAGCUGCCUGUGAGGCCUGGGGCCUCCUGUUCUACGGAUGCCUUGGGAAGGGGCUUGCGGAGGGGAACCCAGGACCACGGAGAGGGCAAGACCCUCUUCCUCCCACCUGACAGGCCAGUCCUGCAGGGCCAGGCCAGGCAGCAGAACGUCCUUCCUCCCCUGCAGUCUGACUCUUCCUGCACAAAAUCGCCAGUGUGCCAGGCUGCUGAACAGAAUGUCCGCAGACGAUCGGCACCUGAGCUCCAGCUGUGGCUCCUUCAUCAAGACGGAGCCGUCCAGCCCGUCCUCGGGCAUCGAUGCCCUCAGCCACCACAGCCCCAGUGGCUCGUCUGACGCCAGCGGCGGCUUUGGCCUGGCCCUGGGUGCGCACGCCAAUGGUCUGGACUCACCGCCCAUGUUUGCAGGCGCCGGGCUGGGAGGCACCCCCUGUCGCAAGAGCUACGAGGACUGUGCCAGCGGCAUCAUGGAGGACUCGGCCAUUAAGUGCGAGUACAUGCUCAACGCCAUCCCCAAGCGCCUGUGCCUCGUGUGUGGGGACAUUGCCUCUGGCUACCACUACGGUGUGGCCUCCUGCGAGGCCUGCAAGGCCUUCUUCAAGAGGACCAUCCAAGGGAACAUUGAGUACAGCUGCCCGGCCACCAACGAGUGUGAGAUCACGAAACGGAGGCGCAAGUCGUGCCAGGCCUGCCGCUUCAUGAAAUGCCUCAAAGUGGGGAUGCUGAAGGAAGGUGUGCGCCUUGAUCGAGUGCGUGGAGGCCGCCAGAAAUACAAGCGGCGCCUGGACUCGGAGAGCAGCCCGUACCUGAGCUUGCAGAUUUCCCCACCUGCUAAAAAGCCAUUGACCAAGAUUGUCUCUUACCUGCUGGUGGCUGAGCCGGACAAGCUCUACGCCAUGCCUCCCCCUGGCAUGCCUGAGGGCGACAUCAAGGCCCUGACUACUCUCUGUGACCUGGCAGACAGAGAGCUUGUGGUCAUCAUUGGCUGGGCCAAGCACAUCCCAGGCUUCUCGAACCUCUCUCUGGGGGACCAGAUGAGCCUGCUGCAGAGCGCCUGGAUGGAGAUCCUCAUCCUGGGCAUCGUGUAUCGCUCACUACCCUACGACGACAAGCUUGUGUAUGCUGAGGACUACAUCAUGGACGAGGAGCACUCCCGCCUGGCGGGGCUGCUGGAGCUCUACCGGGCCAUCCUGCAGCUGGUGCGCAGGUACAAGAAGCUCAAGGUGGAGAAAGAGGAGUUUGUGACUCUCAAGGCCCUGGCUCUGGCCAACUCAGAUUCCAUGUACAUCGAAGAUCUGGAGGCUGUCCAGAAGCUGCAGGACCUGCUGCACGAGGCGCUGCAGGACUACGAGCUGAGCCAGCGCCACGAAGAGCCGCGGAGGACGGGCAAGCUGCUGCUGACGCUGCCCCUGCUGCGGCAGACGGCCGCCAAGGCGGUGCAGCACUUCUACAGCGUCAAACUGCAGGGCAAGGUGCCCAUGCACAAACUCUUCCUGGAGAUGCUGGAGGCCAAGGUAGGUCCAGAGCAGCUUCGUGGAUCUCCAGAGGAUGGGAGCAUGAGGCAUGAUGGCAGAUGUCCCCAAGCAGCUGCCUUCUAACACAGGCAUCAGAACCGUUUCACCUGGGACUUUUUCCUGAAGAAUCCACACUCAUUCUAACCCAACCUCUCAUCGCCUGGAGAGGCAGGCGGAUCCCACCUGCUCCUCAUUAGGACAUGAGGAGGCCAGGUACCCUUUUCCACAGCCUCAUGGUUUUUCUAGGGAAAGCAGCUGUUGCUGGUUCCGCGUUCCUGUGUCUCCACUCCCAGCCACCACUCCUCCAGGCAGGAGGGCUGGCUACAGCCCAGCAGCUGUGGAGUGGCUGCCUGAUGUCCUCACGUAGGAAAUGGCACGGGUUCUACGAGACCUCACACACCAGUGACGUGUGCUCCCCUCCUCUCUGGCUGUGGGGACUCCAAGGCCACAGUCACUUGACAGUUAGCAUUGGAAUUACAAUCCAAGAUGCUCUGUCCCUAGCUCUGUGUGGGUUCCCGUUGUCCCUGAUCUGGGGGGGAUCCAUGAGCACCUCAGCAUUAAGGAACCAGGGCAAAAGCCCACGCCUAACUUAACCAUCAGGGGCUAUGCCCUGAGGUCUGAACUGGAAAGACCUUACGGGCAAGAGAAUUUGGGGUCUGCUCUGUGGGGGCCUCCUCUAGGAGCUCACUGUGCUGUGUGCUUGGAAGAUGGGACAGAGGGUGGCAUCUUAGCACCUGGGCAUCCCAUUCUAUGCAGUGCCAUCUCCUGCUCAAGCAUGAGGACCCGGGCUGUCAGGCCCAGCAGGCCUUCUGCACAACUGGUGUUGACAGCCCUUCUUUUCUAGGAAAAGCAUCUAUGGCGAACAGGGCAAUAACUGGUUUGAAGUGGGCAGGUGGUCUGUAUACAGGGCAGCGUUGCCUCACCGGGCCUAGUGCUCCUGCAGUGUCCUGGCAUUAGAGCCCCUUUCUAACAGAGAGGGGGCAGUGGUCCUGAUGGCUUGGUGACAAUGAGGUGGACACUGCUGCUGCUUUUACACUUGAAAAACUCUUAGAGCAACAGGAAAUGUAUCAGUAACAGUGGGAACUUCUUUCAAUGGGAAAGGCCCUGGUGUAUACUUGAUGGGUCCAUUGACGUUCAGAGAACAAGUUCAGGGGCCAUCUUGUUAGGUAGCUGUCUCGCCAGCUUUGGGACCUCCGUGGGAAGAGGAUGGCCCUGGCUUGGGGGAUGGCGCAGUGAGGAGAGUUUAGGACACCCUGACCCACAAACAGGACAGAACUCAAGUUUACCCCCAAUCUGCUGUUCCUGGGAAAUCUGUAAAGAGGAAAUAGCCCUUCUCAGUUGUAUUCUCAUGGUACAGGUCAUUGAAAUGAACCAAGAAAUAAAAUGUAAAAAUCCAACCAUGGAGAAGGUGGUACUGGCUGGGUUUUGUUUGGUCCCUGUGUUCCCACUUUCUAAAGCUUCCAUCCUGGUUUUGUCACACAUGAACCUUGAUAGUGGCCCCCAGUUUUUACAUACAGGAAAACACUUAUUUCCUCGGGCACAACUGAAGAACAAGUCGGACGCUGUCAAAGCCAGAGUGGGGUGUGGGUUGGGAGGCCACGGGAACGCCUUAGAGGGGCCAGAAUCUGCAUACACCCUUGUCAGGAGCCACCCUUCCCUCCAGACUCACCCCUCCAUCCCCUGUGCAGAUGGGAGAAGGGGUAGGGGGCUGGGGGAAGGUGGCUGGGGAAGUGACACACUUGUAACAAGAAGACAGGGGCCCAUACCCACAGAACAGCACCAAAGAAAAGCACUAUGGAAAGAUUGUUUUAUUUUCUAAUAAUGAUAAUGUGGCUGGAAUGGCUUCUUAAGAUGUAUAUAUUUUUUAAAAUGGCAGUCCUCAUUGCAUCACCCACAUGUAAAUAUUCCCACCUCUGUAUGUGUUCUCCCAAAGACCUCCCCCUCCCGUGUAAAUUAAACACCCUAGGAUUCCCCUGUCCUGGCCCCAUGUAUCUGGAAUCUAAUAAAUAAGAAACAGCCUGUUGGAGAGUUUCUUCACACGUUAUCUU
Molecule: messenger RNA, 7350 nt
Organism: Hipposideros armiger (great roundleaf bat)
Lineage: Eukaryota; Metazoa; Chordata; Mammalia; Chiroptera; Hipposideridae
Gene: ESRRB
Product: estrogen related receptor beta
Biological process (GO): regulation of DNA-templated transcription
Cellular component (GO): nucleus
Molecular function (GO): steroid binding; nuclear steroid receptor activity; zinc ion binding
Source: RefSeq, a predicted model, not a curated record